This is a messenger RNA of Cryptomeria japonica (Japanese cedar), 2945 nucleotides long. Its product is annotated as BTB/POZ domain-containing protein At1g03010. The transcript is spliced from 4 exons. Bases 783 to 2801 code for a protein of 672 amino acids. The record is from RefSeq and is a predicted model, not a curated record. Lineage: Eukaryota; Viridiplantae; Streptophyta; Pinopsida; Cupressales; Cupressaceae. Gene Ontology annotation, molecular function: protein binding.
UUGGCCCGCCCACACCCCCACUAACUUGACGAAAUGCUCCUUUUAAUCAGGGCAUGUGCAAAAAUACUUCACCAUUUCACACAAAAUUCUUGAAGAAUUUGCCAAAGGAGAAGUGUUGUGAUGAUUGAACAUUAAAAUGAAUCUGCAGUUUGAUCUGGCACUUUUCAGUCUAUCAUCAUGCAAUGUGCUCUGAUUAUCCAUGAGCUUCUGUGCCUUUAUGAGAAUGCCUCCACCCAAUGCUUUCCACUAGAAAGUGUUCAUGCUUUUCACCUAUUUAUCAUCUCAUUCCUCUUCUCUCUGUAUCCUAAAGAUGUUUCAGUUGCUUUACAGUUUUGCAGAACAGCUCUUUGCUUUCUUCUAUUUUAAUCAGCUGAUCAUGAAGGGCAAUUAACAAAUGAGUAUACAACAUAAAACUAGAGGGAAAAGACUGAAAUCCAGGGAAAUUGUGGGACAGACAGUGGCUUUCAGCUGCACAUGAAGAGAAAUUAAGGAAUAGGAUAUAACAUAGCACUAGAGAAGGCUGGAAUCCAGGGAGAUUCUGACUUACAAAAGAAGUUAAAAAGCUGAAGAAAAUAGGCACAGCUUUGAUGGCAAACAUCUACAUUAUUGCUGUAUUUUGGGUGAUGAAUAUUAAAUUGUAGCAUGUUAUGAUUGCGAUGAUCAAUAUUUGUUUAUAUGUCGUUACUUUUCUCUCUCAGAGUUUGAAGGGGAAACUGAGAGCUCAGAGUUUGAAGGGGAAAAGCCUGUGGAAAGAUUAGAUCAAAUAUAACUGACAUGAGAAUAUGGGAGUGAUGACAAUGAUGAGCGAGAAGCAGAACAUAGCAACAAUCAAGCGGAGCUCCAGUCGACCUGCAUUCACCAUGAAGCGCACUCAUGAAUGGCUUCUUUCGGACGUUCCAAGCGACAUUUCUGUAGAAGCAGGGGAAAAUACAUUUGCACUCCACAAAUUUCCUCUGGUAUCCAAAAGUGGGCGGAUCCGCAAGCAAUUAGCAGAAUCCAAAGACGCCACAAGACUCCACCUCCAAGACAUGCCAGGAGGUGCCGAGGCCUUCGAAUUGGCAGCGAAGUUCUGCUAUGGAGGCAACCCAGAAAUCACAGCCUCAAAUGUAGCCAUGCUCAGAUGUGCUGCAAGCUACCUUGAAAUGACAGACCACUACACGGACGGAAGCCUGGAAAAGCGCACAGAGACCUUCCUGAAGGAAAUAGUGUUCCACAGCCUCCCUGAUUCAGUCACUGUCCUUUACAGCUGCGAAAGCCUUCUCCCCUUCGCAGAGGACCUAAAGAUCAUCACCAGAUGCAUAGAGGCCAUAACAUCCGCUGCAUCCAAUGAAGAGCUCAAAAGAGGCCUCUCUCGCCUCACAUCCAGCGGAAGCCAGUCGCAAUGGGCAGCCUCUCAGGACUACACACAAAACCAGCAAUCUACAAAGCCCAUGGAAGCCGAAUCAGAGUCAUGGUGGGGAAAAGAACUAGCAAUUCUCAACAUCCACAUGUUCCAAAGGGUCGUAACAGCAAUGAAAUCCAAGGGCCUGGGCCACGACAUAAUCAGCGGAGUCCUAAUGCACUACGCCAAGCACUCUCUGGAACCCUACUACUCAACCAACAGCACCAAAAUACCCCCCAUGGACGCCCCCAAAAUUGCAGUUCAAAUCCCAAGUAAUGCCGACCCAGAUCGACCCAGGUUCAAAUCCCGGGGACCCGGGGCUCCAAGCCUGGCAGAAAGAGAAAAGCGAUCUGUAGUCGAAACAGUGGUAAGCUUACUUCCCCCACAGAUGAAAAGAAUCCCAGUGAGCUUCCUUUCAUGGCUUCUGAGGGCCGCCAUGAUGCUCAACGUCACGGCCUCUUACAGAACGGAAUUGGAAAAACGAUUUGGCAGCCGCCUGGAUCAGGCAGCCGUCGACGACCUGCUCAUUCCCGCGUAUUCCUCAUACAAAGACGAAGGGCAAACUCUGUACGACACAGACGUGGUGCUACGGAUCGUGGCCAAUUUUUUACAGUUUGUGGAGGAGGGAGAAGCAGAGUGGUGGGACGGUGCUGAGGAGCGUGUGAACAGAGAAAUCAUUGAUGGGUAUGAAUCUGAUUCCCCUACCAAACAUACGCACAACCAUAAACAGAAUCAUAGCAUGGUACAGGUCUCCAAACUUAUGGACACUUGUCUUGCUGAGAUUGCUCCUGAUCCCAACCUGUCGAUCUCCACUUUCAUUGCUCUAGCGGAGGCCGUUCCUCAGCAUGCCCGACUCGUCGACGACGGCUUGUAUCGAGCCAUCGACAUCUUUCUCAAGGCACAUCCAACAAUUAAAGAGAUGGAGCGAAAUAAGCUUUGUAAAUUACUUGAUUGCCAAAAACUCUCUCAUGAUGCUUGCACCCAUGCAGCACAAAAUGAGCGUCUUCCAGUGCAAUUAGCUGUUCAAGUUCUCUACUUUGAACAACUUAGACUUCGUACUGCCAUGAAUGGAGAUCCUCAUCAUCCUCAUCGCCACCAUCACCAUUCUUACCAAAGCGAAGGACCUAGUGCUUCCAUUUCUCCACGUGACAACUAUGCAUCUGUUCGAAGAGAGAAUAGAGAACUUAAGUUGGAAGUAGCACGAAUGAGAAUGCGUUUAACAGAUUUGGAGAAGAACCAUGUUUCCAUGAAACAAGAACUUGUUAAAACUACUCCCCCACAUAAAUUCUUGCAAUCAUUCUCUAAAACUUUGAGCAAGUUGAACUCUCUCUUUCGAGCCAAAGACAAUUCCAUCAAUCCUCUUUUCCUCAACAAUAAUAAUAAUCUCAUGUCUAGAAGGAGACGUCAUUCCAUAUCUUAAACACUAAUAAAUUUUUAUUGUUCUUUUUAUUUGAUAAAUCUUCUUAAAUGUAAUAUAUGAUGCAUCCUCAUAUGUCAAGUAAGGUCUGCCAUACAUGUUAGAUACCCAAUUUCAAUACUUUAUUAUAUUCUCCAAAGAUUUGAA